GUUUUUUGAUUACGUAACUAAUUUUUAAUUCGGAAUAAGUUUCAAUCAGUUUUAUCAUAGAAAAUAUAAUAUUUCAAGUAAAAUAUUAUACAUAAAACAAAUGUAGUUAUAAUUAAUGUUAUAAUUUUGACAUAAUUAUAAUUAAUAUUUUUAAUUUGUAAUCUAUUACUGUGCAUAAAUUUAAUAUUUAUAAAAAAAAUGAGUGAUUAUACUGUAUCAUUAGAUCCUGAAACAGAAAUGUUUUGUACAUUAUAUUUAUUUGAAAAUGUCCAAAAUUCUAAUGAAAUACGUAGGAAAGUUAUGAAUAAUGAACUUUCUUGCUCUAUUAUAAAAGCAUCACUUGUAGUAGAUUCUUUCCAAGUAAUAACAGCUGCUAAUAAAACUGCAAUUAGUGCAAAGAUGAAUCAGAUUACUACAAAAAAUAUAUAUACUGAAGUAUUAUUUAAUUUAUCAACCUCAAAAAAUAUAUCACGUGCAUUAAUAGAAUUUGGAAUCAGUGAUGAUGAUAAAAAUAUACUAAUAAUGUUAAUAUAUAAAGAAAAUGAUAAAAAAUUAAUAUCAAAAACAAUAAUGGAUAUUGUAAAAGGACAAAAUAUAUCAAUUUCAAGAUUAUCUGAGUUUACAGACUUUGAUUUAAUAAAGAAAAUAUAUAAAAUUGAAGAAGAUGAAUUAAAUGUUUCUAAUUUUAUUAAUUCUAUUGUUUCUAGAAUUAGUUGUAAAGAUUUUAUGUCAUUGAAAUAAAAAUUUUUCAUAAAAUUA
Molecule: messenger RNA, 759 nt
Organism: Apis mellifera (honey bee)
Lineage: Eukaryota; Metazoa; Arthropoda; Insecta; Hymenoptera; Apidae
Product: EKC/KEOPS complex subunit TPRKB
Exons: 1
Coding region: 199-741 (180 amino acids)
Biological process (GO): telomere maintenance via recombination; tRNA threonylcarbamoyladenosine modification
Cellular component (GO): EKC/KEOPS complex; cytosol; nucleus
Source: RefSeq, a predicted model, not a curated record